Molecule: messenger RNA, 2598 nt
Organism: Recurvomyces mirabilis
Lineage: Eukaryota; Fungi; Ascomycota; Dothideomycetes; Mycosphaerellales; Teratosphaeriaceae
Exons: 4
Coding region: 1-2598 (865 amino acids)
Cellular component (GO): cytoplasm
Source: RefSeq, a predicted model, not a curated record
AUGUCGCAGUCUAUUCGCAGAGGUGGAACGCCCGAAUCCGAGGCGGUGGCGUCGUCAGAGGAUGAACGACCAUGGCCGUCUUCUACAUCCUUUGGCAGCUUGCCGCGGAAGGAGAACGGCAUGUCUGGCCUUGGUGGCGGUAUCUGGGCGACAGGUAAUCAGAGAAGGGGUAGCUUGAAGCUAUCCGAGGCAGCGCAAAGAAACGCUGCUCGAGAAGCGCGCUUGACGGCGCCGGGGAGUCACAGUGCUUUGCGGACAGCUAAUACACCUUCGCCUUCUAUCAGCGAUGGGCAAGGCGCAUUGCCGUUUGCGAUCCCCUUGCAACCGACACCAAAGGCACAUAGAUCUCUAUCGCAUUCGCAGGGCCAGCGCGAAGCUUUACAGGCUCAUAUUGCCGGACAAGCUGGAGGAGCGCUUCCGCUGGGUUUGCUGGCGGAGGACAACGAGACAGAAGCUGAUGCGGACUCUGAUUUCGGAGGACAUCUCACGCAGACCGUCUCGCACCCACCGAUUGGGGCUUUGCAACGCGCCGCUACGUAUUCUGCUGCUUACGGGGGCUCGAAUGGAAUGGGCAAUGGCGCAGGCGAGUAUGAAGAUAGGAGACUGCAAGCUGCGCUAUCUCAAUUGACUAUGGACGCUCCCAAUCGCAAAGCUCGAUGGGAAAGCCAUCUUGGCUGGAGUGACCUCCCAAACAUUAAUGAAUCUCGCCGACACUCCUUGGCUGACAUCCCAACUCGCCGCGGCUCCUUCUCGGACGAUAUGGGCUUCGCAUACUCUCGCGAUCAACGACCUUCGCACGCUCGUGUUCCCGCUACUAACGGCUUGAAUCCACUGGGAAAUCGUGCAGAUAUUGUUCAAGGAGACUAUCAACAACACACAACCAUGCGGUACAACGAAGAUCCAGAUGGGUUCAACAUCCCCUCCAUGUACAAAGUCCCUUUCGUCGACAUCAGCGCCGAAGAGGCCGCCAGCGGUCGCCCGCCGCGUUCUGCUCUUGCAAUCGCGCCAGCUUAUGGUCCACCAGGCAGUCAACCCCAGCGCAAUCGCCGCCAGCUUUACGUCGUCAGCUUCAAGUGCUCGCGCGUCGGCAUCUUCUACCUCCUCGACGGCACCGGCCUCGAAAUCCGCGAAGGCGACAUCGUCAUCGUUGAAGCCGACCGUGGUCAAGACCUCGGUACAGUCCAACACUCCAACGUCACGCAGGAGCAGGCCCGCCUCUACCUCCGCAAGUACGCGGAAGAACAGUACAAAUGGCUGAUGAUGUUCUCUGUCAACAACGCCCCCUCCAACGUCAACCCGAACGCUCAGCUCUAUGGCGAAAGUAGCGCCAUGGCUGCUUCGCGUGGCCUGCUGGCUUCUGCGCCAAACACGAUGCAAGGCAUGCCUCGCGAGAAUAAUGCCAGUCUUAAGCCGAAGGCCAUUAAGCGUCUUGCGAAUGCUCAUGAGAUCAAGAUGCUGGCGGAGAAGGAGGGCAACGAGGCGAAAGCGAAGAGGACUUGUCAGCAGAAGGUGGCGCACCUGCAUUUGCAGAUGGAGAUCUUGGAUGCUGAGUGGCAGUGGGACUUCCAGAAACUCAUCUUCUAUUACUACGCAGACCAUUACAUCAACUUCAAAGAUCUGAUCACCGAGCUCUACCGCAUCUACAAAACACGCAUUUGGCUCUCCGCCGUCAACCCAGCAAGCUUCUCGCAGCAGGCGAUGGGUCAGCCACCAAGCGGCAUCGGUCCAGGGGCCAUUACACAGAACAACAGCGGCGUCAACAACUCAUACACGAUGGCAUACGGUGCGGAUCCCGAUCCUUACGGCGCCAUUCCUCCCUACCGCGUUGGCUACGAUACGUACGACCCCAACUACCCAAGCAUCCCCGGUGUCGCCAACAGCUUCGCGCCCUCAUCCUCCGUCCAUCAAGCGCCUGCCGUUCAGCCAGGCGCAGAUACAACCAACUCGAUGGCCGACUACAACUUCUACUACGAGCGUGGUGGAGACCAACGAGCUCUGAUGUCGCCAACGGCACCGACGAUGCAGGCACCCAUGAGUCAACAACAACAACAAAUGCAGCAUCAGUUGCAACAGCAGCAGGCGAGCCCUUAUGGCAGCACCGGCUACUGGUCGGGCAUGUUCCCAGAGUAUCCCACCCAAGUUGCUCCUCCUACACCAGCCGGCGCCGUUACUCAACCCCUACGCACCAACUUCCGCGACUUCUCCCCUUCCCCCUGGAACAACGCCAACUCGCCCAUCAACCCUGCUUCCGCUGGCCUGGGUCGUCAAGGUGAAUCUCAGCAACCCAUCGGCACUCGUCCUCGCUCGAACGGUGGUCCAGGGAUGCCAGGUCAGGCUAUCACGCCGGGCUCACAAGGCGAUGUCGGCGAAGACCAUGUGCGUCAGUACCGCCAUAGCCAUCAGCCUGCAGGCUACGAGACCCAGCUGCGGAAUUUUGGCUUUCCGUUCUUGCCUAACGCAUCGAUUCAGGCCGGCGUUCGUCACAAUAGUACGACUGGACAAUUCAUCGGUAACGCUUUCGAGACUGCUACUGCUCCUGCUAACGGAGGCGCUGCUAUGCCCGGUCCGUACGCGGACGAGAUGUCGCGUGAGCGCUGA